This is a messenger RNA of Gastrolobium bilobum, 1408 nucleotides long. RefSeq names its product probable serine/threonine-protein kinase PBL3. The transcript has 6 exons. Gene Ontology annotation, biological process: protein phosphorylation. Lineage: Eukaryota; Viridiplantae; Streptophyta; Magnoliopsida; Fabales; Fabaceae. Gene Ontology annotation, molecular function: protein kinase activity; ATP binding. The record is from RefSeq and is a predicted model, not a curated record. Bases 85 to 1209 code for a protein of 374 amino acids.
UGUCAAGGUUACGUUGCAUGCCGAGAAUUGAGCUCAAUUGAAUUUUUUUAUUGUUGAGUUUUCAAAAAAGGGUUGGUUCCUCUGAUGGGAAAUUGCUUUGGAACUCGUUCCCAGGUUGAUAACACUUGGAGCUCCCAACCCAGUUUUGAUGUUACAAAAGUUCAUCCUAAAAGCACCCAUUUGUUAGCUCAUUCAAGUGCAGCAGUGCAUAGAUACAGUGAUGAAGGUAAACCUGAGAUUCUCCCAACUCCAAGACCUGAAGGGGACAUAUUUUCGUCCCCACAUUUAAAAGCCUUCACAUUCAAUGAUCUUAAGAAUGCCACCAGAAAAUUUUGUCCUGAUAAUCUACUUGGACAAGGGGGAUUUGGUCAUGUCUAUAAAGGGUGGAUUUCUGGAAUGGUUGUAGCUGUGAAGAAGCUUAAGCCUGAAGGUUUUCAAGGUCAUAAGGAGUGGCUGUCUGAACUCAAUUAUCUUGGCCAACUUCAUCAUCCAAAUCUUGUUAAACUUAUUGGAUACUGUCUUGAUGGGGAUAACCGGCUUCUAGUGUACGAGUACUUGCCCAACGGAAGCUUGGAAAAUCAUCUAUUUCGCAAGGGUGCAAAACCACUUCCUUGGGCAGCAAGAAUCAAAGUUGCUAUUGGUGCUGCUAGAGGUCUCACCUUCCUACAUGACUCUAAACAACAUGUUAUCUACCGUGAUUUCAAGACUUCUAAUAUUUUAUUAGAUUCGGAUUUUAAUGCAAAACUAUCAGACUUUGGAUUGGCCAAAGCAGGGCCUACUGGUGAUCAUUCUCAUGUUUCCACGCAAGUCCUGGGAACUCACGGCUAUGCUGCUCCUGAAUAUAUCGCUACAGGUCGGCUGACUGCAAAGUGUGAUGUCUAUAGCUUUGGGGUUGUGCUAUUGGAACUACUAUCAGGGCGCCAUGCUUUUGAUAAAACAAAAUCUGGAGUGGAACAUAAUCUGGUAGAUUGGGCAAAACCCUAUUUGGGUGAUAGGAGGAAGUUGUUCAGGAUUAUGGACACCAAGUUAGAAGGGCAAUACCCACAGAGAGCAGCUUAUACAACUGCAAUCCUAGCAUUACAAUGUAUUAGUGAGGCCAAGAUUAGACCACAGAUGUCUGAGGUUUUGGCUACCUUAGAACAGCUGCCAGUCAUCAGACAUUCAGCUAGUCCAUCUAGACCAGAGGAAAAGUCAUCUCAAGUCCUAUGAGAUAAGAGGGUCUGAAGUCCCAUGCUAGGAUUCCCUUUUGAGACAUAAUUAUCAUUCAGCAAAGGUUGAACUCUGUCUCCAGUCACAUUAGUGUCAGCUCUGAGAGUUUCCUCCUCCUGCAUCCUCAACAAAAUCCCCAGUUAUGAAAUCCCAAAGAGAACAACAUGAAAUGUAUUUUAUCUUCAAGUGGAUACCUCUU